This is a messenger RNA of Porites evermanni, 387 nucleotides long. Lineage: Eukaryota; Metazoa; Cnidaria; Anthozoa; Scleractinia; Poritidae. The record is from the annotation of a GenBank genome assembly.
AUGGGCGAUUAUGUAGCCCGGAAAGAACCGAUCACCGUUGAGAUUCUUUUGAAAUUGUUUAGUCAAUUCGAUUUCAACAAUCAUUUGCAUGUUUGUAUGCGCGCUUUAUUUUUAGUAGCCUUCUUUUCGUUCUUGCGUAUAUCCAAUUUAGUUCCCCAUAAGUUGUCUGACAUCGUCAAUCCACAGGCUUGUCAUUUAACGCCCUCCAACGUGACUUUCACCUCACAGGGGGCUCUGUUACGUAUCACACAUACCAAAACUAUCGCGCAGGCAGUUAGAAAUUCCCUUGCCCUGUAUUCCGGGUUCUCCUCUCUGCCCAGUGACUGCGCUCACACAGUAUUUAGCCAGUGUACCGCUACCACCUCGCUCUCCUUUAUUUGUUUGUAA